Galeopterus variegatus (Sunda flying lemur) is the source of this 939-nucleotide messenger RNA. RefSeq names its product olfactory receptor 1D2. The record is from RefSeq and is a predicted model, not a curated record. The transcript has a single exon. Gene Ontology annotation, molecular function: olfactory receptor activity; G protein-coupled receptor activity. Gene Ontology annotation, biological process: G protein-coupled receptor signaling pathway. NCBI's taxonomy places the organism in Eukaryota, Metazoa, Chordata, Mammalia, Dermoptera, Cynocephalidae. The coding region runs from base 1 to 939 and encodes 312 amino acids. Gene Ontology annotation, cellular component: membrane.
AUGGAUGGAGGCAACCACAGUGAUGACUCAGAAUUUCUACUUCUAGGGCUCACGGAAAGUCCUCAGCAGCAGCGGAUCCUUUUUUGGAUGUUCCUAUCCAUGUACUUGGUCACAGUGGUGGGAAAUAUGCUCAUCAUCCUGGCCAUUGGCUUUGACUCCCAUUUGCACACUCCUAUGUAUUUCUUUCUGGCCAGCCUCUCCUUCACUGACCUCGUCUUUGUUACCAACACAAUCCCCAAGAUGCUGGUGAAUCUUCAGUCCCAGGACAAAGCCAUCUCCUAUGCAGGGUGUCUGACACAGCUCUACUUCCUGGUCUCCUUGGUGGCCCUGGACAACCUCAUCCUGGCAGUGAUGGCGUAUGACCGCUAUGUGGCUAUCUGCCGCCCCCUCCAUUACACAACAGUCAUGAGUCCUAAGCUCUGCAUCUUGCUCCUCACCUUGUGUUGGGUGCUUUCUGUCCUCUAUGGACUCACACACACCCUCCUCAUGACCAGUGUGACCUUCUGUAGGUCACGAAAAAUCCACUACAUAUUCUGUGAGAUGUACGUCCUGUUGAGGCUUGCAUGUUCCAACACCCAGGUCAAUCACACUGUGCUGAUUGGCACAGGCUGCUUCAUAUUCCUCACUCCUUUUGGGUUCAUGAUCAUAUCGUAUGUCUGCAUUGUCAGAGCCAUCCUCCAAAUACCCUCAGCCUCUAAAAAGUACAAAGCCUUCUCCACUUGUGCUUCCCAUUUGGCUGUGGUGUCCCUCUUCUAUGGGACACUUUGCAUGGUAUAUCUGAAGCCCCUCCAUUCCUACUCCAUGAAGGACUCAGUAGCUACAGUGAUGUAUGCUGUAGUGACCCCCAUGAUGAACCCUUUCAUCUACAGUCUGAGGAACAAGGACAUGCAUAGGGCUCUGGGAAGACUCCUAGGGAAACCCUUUAUGAAAUUGACAUGA